CCACCCCCCCCCCCCCCCUCUCCCCCUCGCCUCGCGCUCCUCCCAUGGAGGCCACCCCGAUCUCCGUCAAGCCGCCGUCUCCGGCGGCGCCACCGCCGGCACCGGUGCAGGUACCGGUGCCGGUACCUCUGCCGCCGCCGCCCAUGCCCCCGCAACCGGCGGCCGUGGAGCCCCUGGCCCCGCAGCCGGUGUCCGUGGUGGUGGCGGAGGCGGAGCCCUGCAGCAUGAACCAGCUGGCGCUCACUCCCACCCCGAAGCGGCAGAAGGUGGAGGAGAGCGCGGACGGGAACGGGUGCAAGCAUUGCGCCUGCAAGAAGUCGAGAUGCUUGAAGCUCUAUUGCCCGUGUUUUGCUGGUGGAGGUUAUUGUUCUGAAAAGUGUGGAUGCCAGCCAUGCUUCAACAAGGCCGCAUAUGCCGAAACAGUGCAGACCACUCGCAAGGUGCUUCUUUCACGACAGAAACGGAUGUCGUUGAAAAUUAAUCGAAGAUCCGAGACAAAUGCUGAAGCGGUGGAAGAUGCUCACCAUUCUUCUUCUUCAACUCCGCCUAGGCGAGGUUGCAAUUGCAAGAAAUCAAGUUGCCUAAAGAAAUACUGUGAUUGCUACCAGGAUGGGACUGGCUGCUCUUUGUUUUGCCGAUGUGAGGACUGCAGGAAUCCUUUUGGGAAAAAUGAAGGCAUAAUGGCAGAAGAAAGUAAGCGCUUUUUAUACACCGGCGCAGAUCUGGAUCACAGUGAGGAUGAACAUGACUUUGUAGUGGAGCGUUCACCUCGUCUGCAAUCACCAAUUUCAAAGGAGUCUUCCUUCCAGCAAACUCCCCCACAUAUGAGAGCCGCAAACAGAGAUACACACAUGUUCCCGCAGGCGCUAUCGCAGUGGCAGCCUCGCUCAUGGCAUUGCUCCAAGAGGCAGAGCAACGAUCGGGUGAUUGAUGACACCGGGGAAUACAAGAACUCAAAUCACGACUGGCAGUUGUCCAAGCAAGAAGACAGCUACAGCAUAUCAAGAUGCGUCCAGAUACUGAACGGCAUGGUCGAGCUAUCGCAGGUGGAGAAAUCGGUAGCCCCAGAUGUGUUCCUCCAGGCGGGCAACCGGGAAAUAUUUGUCUCGCUUAGUGGUGAUGUCCGGGCCCUGUGGCUGAAGCGCAAGAUCCAGAACCUGACUUAGAACAUGUCAUUGUCACCAAGCGUUGUUUUGGAGCUGAGAUUGGAGGCACCAUUGAAUCAAUCCUUUUAGGUUAUGCAUGUCCUUCUGGCCGGUUGAAAAUGUGCAGGAUGUUUAGGCUCUUCUUGUAUACUGAGUUGUAUCCCAAAUUUGCAUCUUGUCUCUGUAGAGAGCUAGCAGCAACUGCGGACCUGGUAACCAGUUACUAUAAUAAAUGAGUUAUGCACCUACAGG
Oryza brachyantha (malo sina) is the source of this 1397-nucleotide messenger RNA. RefSeq names its product CRC domain-containing protein TSO1-like. The transcript has 6 exons. NCBI's taxonomy places the organism in Eukaryota, Viridiplantae, Streptophyta, Magnoliopsida, Poales, Poaceae. The record is from RefSeq and is a predicted model, not a curated record. The coding region runs from base 45 to 1166 and encodes 373 amino acids. Gene Ontology annotation, molecular function: DNA-binding transcription factor activity.